UGAACCACUCACUAUGGCAGCAAGUAAAGGACAUCAUGAUAUAGUAUCUUUAUUGCUCUCUAAAGGAGCUGAUCCAGACACUGUAGAUAAAUUUAAUUCACCACUGAUUGAAGCAGCAGCAAAAGGACAUUAUCAAGUGGUGGAACUUUUAUUAACCAAAGGAGCUGAUCCAAACUUAACAAGUGAAUAUACUGGUACACCACUGACUGUAGCAGCAAAAAAAGGAAAUCAUCUUGUAGUUGAACUUUUAUUAUCCAAAGGAGCUAAUCCAAACAUUACAAAUGAAGUGAGUGUUGUAUAGCAGGAAA
Molecule: messenger RNA, 308 nt
Organism: Amphimedon queenslandica
Lineage: Eukaryota; Metazoa; Porifera; Demospongiae; Haplosclerida; Niphatidae
Product: ankyrin repeat and SOCS box protein 3-like
Exons: 3
Coding region: 14-301 (95 amino acids)
Molecular function (GO): protein binding
Source: RefSeq, a predicted model, not a curated record